Ylistrum balloti is the source of this 1722-nucleotide messenger RNA. RefSeq names its product cyclic AMP-inducible protein BP74-like. The record is from RefSeq and is a predicted model, not a curated record. NCBI's taxonomy places the organism in Eukaryota, Metazoa, Mollusca, Bivalvia, Pectinida, Pectinidae. The coding region runs from base 1 to 1722 and encodes 573 amino acids. The transcript has 3 exons.
AUGGCCCUGACAUUUGUUGGUGAAACACAAGGAGCACAAGGAGAUAUACAACAGGACGGAGUUAUCAAUGGAGAUAUACAACAGGAGAGAGUUAUCAAUGGAGAUAUACAACAGGACAGGGUUAUCAAUAGAGAUAUACAACAGGAGAGAAUUAUCAAUGGAGAUACACAACAGGAGAGAGUUAUCAAUGGAGAUAUACAACAGGACGGAGUUAUCAAUGGAGAUAUACAACAGGACGGAGUUAUCAAUAGAGCUAUACAACAGGACAGAGUUAUCAAUGGAGAUAUACAACAGGACGGAGUUAUCAAUGGAGAUAUACAACAGGACGGAGUUAUCAAUGGAGAUAUACAACAGGACGGAGUUAUCAAUGAGGAUAUACAACAGGAGAGAGUUAUCAAUGGAGAUACACAACAGGAGAGAGUUAUCAAUGGAGAUAUACAACAGGACGGAGUUAUCAAUGGAGAUAUACAACAGGACGGAGUUAUCAAUAGAGCUAUACAACAGGACAGAGUUAUCAAUAGAGAUAUACAACAGGAGAGAAUUAUCAAUGGAGAUACACAACAGGAGAGAGUUAUCAAUGGAGAUAUACAACAGGACGGAGUUAUCAAUGGAGAUAUACAACAGGACGGAGUUAUCAAUGGAGAUAUACAACAGGACAGAGUUAUCAAUGGAGAUAUACAACAGGACGGAGUUAUCAAUGGAGAUAUACAACAGGACGGAGUUAUCAAUGGAGAUAUACAACAGGACGGAGUUAUCAAUGAGGAUAUACAACAGGAGAGAGUUAUCAAUGGAGAUACACAACAGGAGAGAGUUAUCAAUGGAGAUAUACAACAGGACGGAGUUAUCAAUGGAGAUAUACAACAGGACGGAGUUAUCAAUAGAGCUAUACAACAGGACAGAGUUAUCAAUGGAGAUAUACAACAGGACGGAGUUAUCAAUGGAGAUAUACAACAGGACAGGGUUAUCAAUAGAGAUAUACAACAGGAGAGAGUUAUCAAUGGAGAUAUACAACAGGACGGAGUUAUCAAUGGAGAUAUACAACAGGACGGAGUUAUCAAUAGAGAUAUACAACAGGACGGAGUUAUCAAUGGAGAUAUACAACAGGACGGAGUUAUCAAUGGAGAUAUACAACAGGAGAGAGUUAUCAAUGGAAAUAUACAACAGGACGGAGUUAUCAAUGGAGAUAUACAACAGGACGGAGUUAUCAAUGGAGAUAUACAACAGGACGGAAUUAUCGACGGAGGUAGAGAUAUACAACAGGACGGAGUUAUCAAUGGAGAUAUACAACAGGACGGAGUUAUCAAUGGAGAUAUACAACAGGACGGAGUUAUCAAUGGGGAUAUACAACAGGACAGGGUUAUCAAUGGGGAUAUACAACAGGACGGAGUUAUCAAUGGAGAUAUACAACAGGACGGAGUUAUCAAUGGAGAUAUACAACAGGACGGAGUUAUCAAUAGAGAUAUACAACAGGACGGAGUUAUCAAUGGGGAUAUACAACAGGACAGGGUUAUCAAUGGGGAUAUACAACAGGAUGGAGUUAUCAAUGGAGAUAUACAACAGGACGGAGGUAGAGAUAUACAACAGGACGGAGUUAUCAAUGGAGAUAUACAACAGGACGGAGUUAUCAAUGAGGAUAUACAACAGGACAGGGUUAUCAAUAGAGAUAUACAACAGGACAGGGUUAUCAAUGGGGAUAUACAACAGGACAGGGUUAUCAAUUGA